GUCAAAUAACUGAGUUUCUUCCUUUUUCACAUCCACACGGGGAGUUCUAGAUUCCAUGCUCUUAUCUCUAUUGUGACUUGUUGGCCAUACGCAGUGUGCCUCUCGUACACUAGAGGGCGAUUGUGGUCAUUUCAGCUUGUUUGGUUAUGCUAGAUUUAACUCGGUAGAAUAAGAUAAUACUAUAUGCUAGUAAGUUAGCGCUAGUAAUUCUAUCGCUACGGAUGUAGCAAAUAAAUACAACUUUCCACGUCUUUUUGAUGUUGGUUUCUGUUCAGCAGUUCUCUCAAACAGCCGGUGAAUUUUGAUUGCUGGACACAGGAUAAUCCCUACAAAAUCGUUGUCUCCUUUUUUAAUCAGAGAUGCAAAACCUAACACCAGAUCAAUGGCGCGAGAUCAUGAACAAGAAGAUGCGGUUCCCUCCGGAGCUCAUCAGUGCCAUCCAGGAAGGGAAAAUCGAGUUGGUUUGCGGCCUGCUGAAGACCGGCGAUGGCAUCAUCCGUCAGCUGGAUGACUCCGAGGACCGCCUGUGGAGGGAGGCCCUCAACCUGUCCAUCCGCCUGGGCAGCGAGGGCGCCAUGGAUGCCCUCCUACAAGGGGUCAAGUUUGACUUCCGCCAGAUUCACGAGGCUCUGCUUGUUGCCGUGGACACCAACCAGCCGCGGGUGGUCAAGCUCCUGCUGGACCGCUUGGACCAAGAAAAAGGUAACAAAAUGGACGUGCGUUCUUUCUCCCAGGCCAUAUUUGACCACUCCAUUGACAACUCCCAGUUUGCCCCCGGUGUGACCCCGCUGACUUUAGCUUGUCAGAAAGAUUUAUACGACAUCGUCACCAUGCUCACACAAAAAGGCCACAUCAUCCCGUGGCCGCACAAAAUGUCCUGCGCGUGUCUGGAGUGUCGCAACGGGCGUCAGUAUGACCUGCUCAAGUUCUCCUUAUCCCGCAUCAACACCUACCGCGGCAUCGCCAGCCGCGCCUACCUCUCCAUCACCUCUGACGACGCUAUGCUCAGCGCCUUCAGUCUCAGCAGGGAGCUGCGCAAGCUCUCUCAGAAGGAGCCGGAGUUUAAGCCGCAGUACCUGAGCCUGGAGGAGCUUUGUCAAGAGUUUGCGGUGGAGUUGCUCGGCAUGUGUCGCAACCAGAGUGAGGUGACCACCAUUCUGAACAGCUGUGGUGAUGAAAGCCAGGACGCCUUGGACGAGCAGGCCUUCGAGGUGGGAAUACCCAACCUGUCACGACUGCGACUCGCUGUCAACUACAACCAGAAGCAGUUUGUGGCCCACCCCAUCUGUCAGCAGGUGUUGUCGUCAAUAUGGUGCGGAAACCUGGCGGGAUGGAGAGGCAGCAGGACGGCCUGGAAGCUCCUCGUGUCUGUCGGGAUCUUUUUCACCAUGCCUUUCCUCUGCCUCGCCUACUGGAUCGCACCAAAGUCAAAGGUAGGAAAGAUCCUCAGGAUCCCUGUGAUCAAGUUUCUCCUUCACUCUGCCUCCUAUCUGUGGUUCCUCAUCACGCUGCUCGGUGAAUCCAUCACCAUGGAGAUGUAUCGGGAUAAAUUUGCUUCGAGGCAGCAGAACAUCCUCCACAGCUCCUUCCACAUGGUGUGGGUGGUCGGGUUCUUUUGGUUCGAGUGCAAGGAAGUGUGGAUCGAGGGCCUGAGGAGUUACUUCCUGGACUGGUGGAACUGCUUGGACGUGAUGGUGCUCAGCAUGUACUUGGCCUCCUUCGCUUUGCGUUUGGUCAUCAUGCUUAAAGGACACUUCCUCUGUCUGGAUGAUGAUUGCACAGAGGAGUGUGUCUACUUCACCCAGACUGUGCGUAACGACUGGCGUCAGGAGGACCCCCAGCUGAUUGCAGAGGUUCUCUUUGCGGUCACCAGCAUGAUGAGCUUCACCAGGCUGGCCUACAUCCUCCCUGCUCACGAGUCCCUGGGAACGCUGCAAAUUUCCAUAGGGAAGAUGAUUGACGACAUGAUGAGAUUCAUGUUUAUCCUGAUGAUUAUCGGAACUGCCUUCCUCUGUGGUAUCAACAAUGUCUACGUCCCCUAUGUCAUCUCUCCGCAUCUUGGCAGGUUUAAUGAGACCUUCCACUUCCUGUUCUGGACAAUGUUCGGCGUGGCCAACCAGGACUAUGUGGACAUGCCACAGUUCGUCCUGGCAGAGUUUGUAGGACGCAUUCUGUACGGCAUCUUCACGCUCGUCAUAGUCAUCGUUUUGCUCAACAUGCUUAUUGCUAUGAUCACUAACUCCUUUCAGAAAAUUGAGGACGAUGCUGACGUGGAAUGGAAGUUUGCUAGGUCAAAACUGUAUCUCAGUUACUUCAGAGAGGGCCUCACCAUGCCCGUCCCCUUCAACAUCAUCCCAUCCCCUAAAGUUUUCUUCUACAUCUUAAGAGGGAUCUUUAGGCGUGUCUGCUGCUGCUUUACAUGCAAUGCUGAGAAGAAAUACCCACCAAUAGCGUCACUGUUCAACAAGAAGGGCUCUGAGGACAGCCAGCUACCGUACCGUCAGCAAGUGAUCAGAGCUCUGGUGCAGCGUUACAUCGAAUCAGCUCGCAGGGAGUUUGAAGAGACCAAGAGGAAAGAUAUUGGUAAUCGCAUCACUGAGCUGAGCAAAGCCAUCAUGAGGAUGCACAAUGACCUGAAAGUGGUCCUUCAGCACAUGGUGGAUGAAGGAUCCCCUGCAGGUGAGGAUCUGUCCAAAGACGGCUCAUCUUUUCUGGGAAAAUACAUCAUUGGCGCCAAGAACAAUUUCCGAGGCUUUAACAGCCUUCUAGAUGAUAAAAGGAAGUCACAGAAUGUAACCGUGCACCAACGGCAGGAUCAGGAGGACAACUUAAAAGAGGGAGGACACAAUGAUAACAAAGAUGACGAUCAUAAUAAGGUUGACUGUGGAGGGCGGGCGUCAGACUGCGAUGUGGUGAAGAUGGAGGAGGGCAAAGGUCAGCUGCUCAAGGAAGCAAAUACAAUUGACAACCCUGACAAUGAAGCUAAAGAGGAAACGACUGAAGAUGACAAAAAAGAAACCAUCUCCGAGAACUCCAAAGUCAGCCAUGAGAACGAGGUGAGCACGUGCAACCACGAGUCGCUACCCGAGAACAAAAUGGAGGCUCCGUGGAUGAAAAGGUUUGAGCAAAAUACCAGCGAGAAAUGUGAUGGGGGUGAAAACACAGUGUGCCACAAAAAGAUUCCUUCACCCUCCGGCAGCAGCAGCUCACGAGACACCGGCUUUGGUUCUCAGGAAGGGGACGGAUCCAUGGAUGGUACUUCUGGAGGAAGACAGUAGAAGGCCAUCCUUUUGUAGGUUCAUACAUAAUCACCACUAUAUGGACAGAAGUAUUGGGAGACCUGGAUAGUCGGUCCUCAUCCUCUUUCACUCGCCUAGGAAGACUUGCUCGCUGAAGGUUGAAAUAUACUCUCGCGUCACAUAGCUUGCGUACGCAAAAUGUUCUGCUCCUCCCCUACGUACCUUCCCGCAUACCUUUAAGUGCACAUCCUAAAAAAUAUCUAGCUUUGCGUCAGCGUUUACUAAUGAUGACAAAGUAAAACAAGAAGGUCAUGAAACUUCCAACAUCCUAAAACACAUUACACAGGCGAUUUCCAUCAAAGACAAAAUAAAAAAAAUAUGAUGCUUUUAUUUUUUUUCCAUUUUGUUUUUUUAACCUUUGCACAUUUUAUAUUUAUUUUGUUUAUUCUUUCCCUUAUAGUAGUUUUGUUUCAUUUCUUAAUUAGUUUUUUAAAAUUAUAGAAAAAUAUUUCUAUGUACAUAUUUUGAAAAAAUGUAUACAGACAUGUUUACUUGUAUGUUUUGAUUGUUUGAUUUUUAUGCAUAAUAUUGUUGUUGAAAUAAAGUUAGAAA
Entelurus aequoreus (snake pipefish) is the source of this 3851-nucleotide messenger RNA. Its product is annotated as short transient receptor potential channel 2-like. Bases 360 to 3278 code for a protein of 972 amino acids. Gene Ontology annotation, cellular component: membrane; cation channel complex. Gene Ontology annotation, biological process: regulation of cytosolic calcium ion concentration; calcium ion transmembrane transport; manganese ion transport. NCBI's taxonomy places the organism in Eukaryota, Metazoa, Chordata, Actinopteri, Syngnathiformes, Syngnathidae. Gene Ontology annotation, molecular function: inositol 1,4,5 trisphosphate binding; store-operated calcium channel activity. The transcript is spliced from 15 exons. The record is from RefSeq and is a predicted model, not a curated record.